AUGGACCGCAUGCCCGUGAGUUUCUGCGAGCGUCCUCUCGUUCGUAAGAACGCCAAGAUGGAGCCGAUUUCGGGUGCGACGCUGCUGAAGUACAUUGAUCUUCUCUAUACCUACGUCCCAGACGACAUUGCUCUCAAGAUUCCUGAGAAGCUUGGGGUGGUCUAG
Messenger RNA from Phytophthora nicotianae INRA-310, 165 nucleotides. RefSeq lists its product as hypothetical. Bases 1 to 165 code for a protein of 54 amino acids. Lineage: Eukaryota; Oomycota; Peronosporomycetes; Peronosporales; Peronosporaceae. The transcript has a single exon. The record is from RefSeq and is a predicted model, not a curated record.